CUUUGUGUGACUUGUUUGAAGCUUGCGCUACCAACUUCUAGCUUCGAUUGUCAAUUAUUUCAUAACCGAAUUCUACACAUUAAACGUUUGUUCUUUCUAUAUUGCACACAAUGUGGUUUUUCAAAACAAAUGGCUUCAAAUUUUUCACAGCAGCAUCAGUAUACUGUAGUGUGUAUUCUUCAGGAUCUGAUAUGAUAACUAAACAUUGGAAUUACAAUUGGGAUAAGUCACAUGGUAUACACAAUGAUCCACAGUUCGAAUUUAAAUCCAAUACGCUUAAUGUAGUGAAAAAUCAACAACCUUAUUAUAAAUUAAUAAUUUUUAUACGUCAUGGACAAUAUCAUUUGAAUAAAAAGAAAUCUGAAGAAAAAGUUCUCACUGAUAUUGGUUGGCGACAAGCUUAUGCUGCCGGUUGUCGACUUAGGGAAAUGGGAAUUAAGUAG
This is a messenger RNA of Schistosoma turkestanicum, 443 nucleotides long. Lineage: Eukaryota; Metazoa; Platyhelminthes; Trematoda; Strigeidida; Schistosomatidae. The record is from the annotation of a GenBank genome assembly.